UAAAAAUUCUCAAACAUGGAGAUGAAUGAAAUUGUAAAAGAUAUUUUUGGGCCAGAUGUAUUCUUAGGUCCUACAUAUAAGAAAUCUAAUGAAGAAACUGUGAAUUCUUCAGGAGUGUCAAAUAGUUUAGAUUUGGUAAAUAAGUAUAUUGGAAGUACCCUGUUAAAAAAUGCUCCAGUGGGAAAUAUAGAAGACAAUAGAAUUGGUCGAAUUGGACCUAAUAUAGUCAGAUUUGAUAUGUCAACUCGUUCAGGACUUUUUUCAAUUUCUCCUGAUGGACUUAGUGUUAAAGCUAGAAGUAAUUCUACUACAGCAAGAGCAAAUACAGCAGUCUAUAAAGGAAAAUGGAUGUACGAAGUACAACUUGGUUCUAAAGGACAUAUGCAAAUUGGUUGGAGUACAGUUAAAUGUAAAUUCAAUCAGGAAUUUGGAGUUGGUGAUACUAUUAAUUCAUAUGCUUAUGAUGGGAAUAAUGUUAGAAAAUGGAAUGUAGCUGCACAUAAAUAUGGAGAAGAAUGGUUUGCAUGGGACAUUAUUGGAUGUGCAUUAGAUAUGGAUAAUGGAACUAUUGAUUUCUAUAGAAAUGGUAGAAAUUUAGGACGAGCAUUUGAAAAUAUAUCAAUGGGUCCUGGUUUUGCAUAUUUUCCUACAGUGAGCCUUACACAAACAUUAGGUUUAACAGCUAAUUUUGGUUCUACACCAAUGUGUUAUCCUAUAGAAGAAUAUGAACCACUGCAAGCAGCUCCAAAACAAGAAAUAGAUCAAGCUAUGCUUUUAUUUGAGUGGUUUCUAAAACUGGUAAAACAGAUAAACACAAAACAAAAUAUGAAUGAACAGACUAUGCUGCUUGAUGAAAAUAUAAGCAUGCAAACCUUCUUAAUGUGUCUUUCAAGUUCUGUUUUAAAACAUGUAGGACCUCUACUUACUAUGCCAUAUAUUACAGAACAUGUUUUAAUUCCAUUCAUGCAACAACUUUCUGAAUUAGAAACAGAUUCUCCAUCUGUGUUAUCAACUUGUUUAGAUUUAUUAUGGGUACUUCUUGAAGAGCAUGAAAUGAAGGCAUGUUUGGAAAGUAUAGUCCUUUUCUUACUGUCUACAUUCAGACAUGUAACUUCCUUACUUGAAUACCUUAAUUAUUGUAAAAAUGUACUAUUUUUGAUAAAAAUUUGUCAACAUAUAACGACGCGUCAAUAUUUAUUACAAUAUUUACUCUUCGAUCAAGUAAGGCUUCCACAUUUCUUAAAUGUUAAACCACCAGAUAAAAGAGGGCUGGCUGAUAUAGUUAACAAUGUUUGGUGGGAAAUGGAUCCUGUGCAUUCAAGAGUUGAAGCUAACAAAGAAAGUUACUUGGACGCGUGCAAGAUGAUUAAAGCUACUAUAUCUGAAGUGGAAACAUUACAAGUACAAUUACUAGUAACUCUUCUUGAUAAUUCUGAUGGUAAUGAAAGGAGACCAACUUCAAGAACUAUAUUUUUAAAAAAAUUUAAACGUUUUGUUCCAGUAGCAAACAAUAAUCCAGUACCAUGUACAUUAUGUUGUGCAUUUCGACUUCUGGCUGCAUUCAAAAUUUUAUGGGAUGCCGAAGUACGAACAUAUCCUGUUUAUGUACCUUGCAGGGUAUUCUAUGAUGGAUCAAUUGACUACUUGAGAACUGAAAGACUGGGUGGCGUCGUGUCUCAUUUAAACAAGACAUACAGAGAUGAAUUGGUACAGCGGUUGGGUCCUGAACAUGAAGUGAUUGUUACAAUGGGGCAGAAUCAAGAUUUAUCUAAUUCAUAUACUGGAUUGACAUUUGUCAGAGUGAUUAAUAUGAAUUUACUAGGUCAAGGAAGUUCAAUGAACUUUGAUACAACACCAUUACGCUUGAACUCUGUAGAUGCAACUACAUCUUUGCUAGAACUGCUUGACAGUAUUAUUUUAUUUUAUCAUAUAGUAGUGAAAAAGCGAUUGGCAAAAGUGGUACUUCUUAGGAAUAGCAUGUCAGAUUAUAUUUUUGCUAUUCAAGACAUGAUAACACGUCUAGAAGAAGUUAAAAAAAAAAAGGAUCCUGAAUCUCUAUCAAUUCAACAAGAAUUAUCAAGGACGAUAGACGUCUUUAACACUAAAUUGACAGACCAAGCAAGACAUAUGGUAUGGAUUCGUGCUGUUGUUUAUUCGGAAGAGAACCAGUCACAAUUAUCAUGGCUUUUAAAAGUGGUCACGUUAACAUUGAAAAACGCCAGUUUAGAAGGAAAUAUAUUUAGCUUUGUACCAGAUUUUUACUUAGAAGCAUUGGCCGACUUGUGUGUUGGUUUACGAAAUCAUAUGCAUCCAACGGCACAUAUUGAAAAGAUUCCAGACUAUCGAGAAACGUUUAUAAGCAUAGCUGAAUUUCUUUGCGAGCAUUUCAUGGAUUCCCGUAUAGUGAACGUCAAUUCAAAAACUACGUUACUUUUAACGCUGGCUGGAUUCGUGUUCAAUCCACUUACCUUGGAAUCUUUAGAAAAUGUACCUAAAAAAAGUAGAGUGAAACUUGUCACGAAUUUAUUAAAAUCAUACGAAAAUAGAGCAUGGGCCGAGUCAAAUUGGAUUCUAGUUAGAUUUUGGCAAGGUAAUGGUUUUGCCUUUCGAUAUGAAAAGAGCCCACAUCUUUCGAGCGGAAUCGGACUAAAACUAUUUCAACAAGAGUCGAUUUCUCAACCCAGAAAACCAUGCCCAUCUGUUGUAUACCAAGGCCACGUAAGGGAUGUAUUACUAAAAAAUCCACAGGAUACAACGACAUUCUUAAAUUCUUUGCUAAAUUUAUUGAACUGGACUUUUUCUGAGUUUAUUGGAAUGAUGCAAGAAAUUCAUAAUGGUUCAUCGAGACCUGAAAGAGUUUUCAUUGAAUCUAGACAACUAAAAAUCUGCGCUACGUGUUUUGAUUUAACGGUUUCUCUGUUAAGAGUUUUAGAGAUGAUUAUCACUGUGGUUCCAAAUAUCUUUAACAAUUCACCGCAGUCUUUCAACGAAAAUUUGUUGUUUAGAUUAUGUCAAUUACUUUGUCAAGUGUUAAAUAGAAUGAGUUCACAAACUAGUUGUUUCCAACAUGUUGUACUAUUGGAAAUUCCAGAUUUAGAAUCAGUGGAUCAUUUUCCAAUACUGACAGCAAUUACUGGUAUUUUGUUAGCAUUACUUAAAGAAGAUAUGACCAAUUUUAAACCAAAAUCUAUGACAGAAAUACCAAAGGUGACUCAAACUUUAUUGAUGGAACCAAGUUUUCAAAUGAAUACCUUAUAUCUCAUGUUAGGAGACUUUAAAGUUAAAAAUAACCAAGCAGAGAAUGUAAAAUUAUUUUCCUUAUUAAACUAUCCAAAUGAUGUAACGGAAGAAGAAAUACAAAAGCUGAAAGAAAUGAUUGAAUAUUUGGAUGACUGUCGGGCUAUUUUGCCCAAGUUAAAAAUUUUAAGCGAUAAUAGUGAUACUUGCACAAUAUGUUACGCGCAAUCCAUAGCCGUAACUUUUAAACCUUGUAAUCACCAAACAUGUCGUAUUUGUAUCGAUCGACAUCUUUUAAAUAGCAGAUCAUGCUUCUUCUGCAAAGCGAUAAUCGAGAAAGUCGUAGACCUCUCUGGCAACAUAUUACACGACUUUAGUAACAAAACUACAACCUCGAAAUAG
This is a messenger RNA of Habropoda laboriosa, 3639 nucleotides long. RefSeq names its product E3 ubiquitin-protein ligase RNF123-like. Lineage: Eukaryota; Metazoa; Arthropoda; Insecta; Hymenoptera; Apidae. The record is from RefSeq and is a predicted model, not a curated record. The transcript has 10 exons. Gene Ontology annotation, cellular component: cytoplasm. Bases 16 to 3639 code for a protein of 1207 amino acids. Gene Ontology annotation, molecular function: ubiquitin-protein transferase activity; protein binding.